CGGGCUUGAAUCCCGAGUGCGGGAGAGGGACCUACUGUGGAGAUGGGGCCGGCCCCCGCCGGAGACCAGCUACGCGGAGCAGCUGGGGAGCCAGAGGUUUUGGAACUUGCCCUAGAAGGCGUCAGCAAGGAGAAGGCCACUUCAAGAAAGCGUGCAAAAGCUGAGCCUCCAGCAGAAGGCCUCCUGCAGCCAGUGAAGCUCAGUCGGGCAGAGCUGUACAAGGAGCCUACAAAUGAGGAGCUAAAUCGCCUUCGGGAGACUGAAAUCUUGUUCCACUCCAGCUUGCUUCGUUUACAGGUGGAGGAGUUACUGAAGGAAGUGAGGCUCUCGGAGAAGAAGAAAGAGAGGAUUGACACUUUCCUGAAGGGGGUCAACCUGCGGGUGCAGCGAGUGCCCUCAGUACCGGAGACCGAGCUCUCUGACCAGUCAUGGCUCCCAGCUGGGGUUCGAGUGCCCCUUCACCAAGUUCCCUAUGCUGUGAAGGGUUCCUUCCGCUUCCUGCCUCCUUCCCAGAUCACUGUCGUAGGCAGCUACCUUCUGGGUACUUGCAUCCGACCAGAUAUCAAUGUGGAUGUGGCACUGACCAUGCCCAGGGAAAUCUUACAGGACAAAGAUGGGCUGAACCAGCGAUACUUCCGCAAGCGAGCUCUCUAUCUAGCUCACCUAGCUCACCACCUGGCCCAAGAUCCCUUCUUUGGCAGUGUUCGAUUCUCUUACACCAAUGGCUGCCACCUGAAGCCCUCGCUGCUGCUGCGGCCACAUGGGAAGGAUGAGCGCCUGGUCACGGUGCGUCUGCACCCGUGCCCUCCUGUGGACUUCUUCCGCCCUUGCCGCUUGCUGCCAACCAAGAACAAUGUGCGGUCUGCCUGGUUCCGAGAGCAGAGUGCUCCGGAGAGUGCUAGCCCAGAGCCCCCUACACCCCACUAUAACACAUGGAUCCUGCAGGAUACAGCUCUUGAAUCUCAAAUGCACCUGCUGUCAACUGUAUUGGGCUCUGCCCAGGGGCUGAAGGACGGUAUAGCACUUCUGAAGGUUUGGCUGAGGCAGCGGGAGCUGGACAAGGGCCUGGGCGGAUUUAAUGGAUUCCUUAUCUCCAUGCUAGUUGCCUUUCUCGUGUCUAAACGCAAGAUCCAUACUACCAUGAGUGGCUACCAGGUCUUGAGAAGUGUCUUGCAGUUUCUGGCCACUACAGAUCUGAGGGUCAAUGGAAUUAGUUUAUCUCCCAGUUCGGAUCCUUCCUUGCCAGCGCUGGCUGACUUCCACCAGGCUUUCCCAGUUGUGUUCCUGGACUCCACAGGCCGCCUCAACCUCUGUGCUGAUGUCACAGCUUCCACUUACAACCAGGUGCAGCACGAGGCACAACUGUCCAUGGCCUUACUGGACAGCAAAGCUGAUGAUGGGUUCCAGCUGCUCUUGAUGACUCCCAAGCCCAUGGUACGGGCUUUCGACCACAUUGUCCAUCUCCGUCCACUGAGUCGUCUGCAGGCAGCAUGUCACCGACUAAAGCUUUGGCCAGAGCUGCAGGACAAUGGUGGGGACUAUGUUUCAGCAGCUUUAGGCCCGCUAACCACAAUUUUGGAGCAGGGUCUUGGGGCCCGACUGCAUCUGCUGGCUCACUCUCGGCGCCCAGUCCCAGAGUGGGGUAUCAGUGAAAAUCCACCGAAGCAUAAGGACGCUGGGACCCUGACCCUGGGAUUGCUUCUCCGGCCUGAAGGACUGACCAGUGUUCUUGAUCUUGGUCCUGAGGCUGACCAGCCUGAGGCUGCUGACUUCCGUCAGUUCUGGGGAUCCCGCUCAGAACUUAGACGUUUCCAGGAUGGAGCCAUCCGGGAAGCUGUGGUCUGGGAGGCGGCCUCUAUGUCUGAGAAGCGCCUUAUUCCUCAGCAGGUGGUCACCCACCUCUUGGCACUCCAUGCUGACAUCCCAGAUACCUGUGUCCACUAUGUGGGUGGUUUCCUCGACACAUUGAUCCAAGGCCCAAAAGAGAUCUCCAACACAGGUGAAGAGGCCCUGGCAUUGGCCGUGCGUUGCUAUGAUGACCUCAGCCGCCUGUUGUGGGGGCUGGAGGGUCUCCCGCUCACUGUGUCUGCCGUUCAGGGAGCUCACCCAGUGCUGCGCUAUACAGAGGUAUUCCCUCCGGCCCCAGUUCGACCUGCCUGUUCCUUUUAUAAGCAUCACCAAGAGCGGGCCUCACUGUUGCCCCGGCUGGAUAAGCCCUGCCCAGCCUAUGUGGAGCCUAUGACUGUGGUUUGUCACCUGGAGGGCAGCGGGCAGUGGCCUCAGGAUGCGGAGGCUGUUCAGCGAGUCCGAGCUGCCUUCCAGCUGCGCCUGGCAGAAGUUUUGACACAGCAGCAUAGGCUACAGUGCCGAGCUACUGCCACACACACUGAUGUCCUCAAGGAUGGGUUUGUGUUCAGAAUUCGAGUGGCCUAUCAACGGGAGCCACAGAUCCUUAGGGAGGUACGGAGCCCUGAGGGCAUGAUCUCUAUGAGAGACACACCUGCCUCCCUCCGCCUUGAGCGAGACACCAGGCUGUUGCCCCUGCUCACCAGUGCCCUGCAUGGACUGCAGCAGCAGCACCCAGCCUUCUCAGGUGUGGCUCGCCUGGCCAAGCGGUGGGUGCGUGCCCAGCUCUUGGGUGAGGGAUUCACUGAUGAGAGCCUGGAUCUGGUGACCGCUGCCCUCUUCCUGCACUCUGAGCCCUUCAGCCCUCCCAGCUCCCCUCAGGUUGGCUUUCUUCGGUUCCUUUACCUGGUGUCUACCUUUGAUUGGAAGAACAACCCUCUCAUUGUCAACCUCAAUAGCGAACUGACUGCUGAGGACCAGGUAGAAAUUCGAAGUAGUUUCCUGGCAGCUCGGACACAACUCCCAGUCAUGGUCAUCAUUACCCCCCAGGACCGCAGAAGCUCUGUGUGGACACAGGAGAGACCCUCUGCCCAGAUCCUUCAGCAGCUCGUGACCCUGGCUGCUGAGGCCCUCCCUGUCCUAGAGAAGCAGCUGAUGGAUCCCCGGGGGCCUGGGGACAUUAGGACAGUGUUCCGGCCGCCCUUUGACAUGUACGAUGUACUGAUUCACCUGACUCCUCGCCACAUUCCUCGGCACCGUCAGGCUGUGGACCCUCCAGCUGCUUCCUUUUGCCGUGGUCUGCUCAGUGAGCCAGGGCCUUCAUCUCUGAUGCCUGUCCUGGGCUAUGAUCCCCCUCAGCUCUAUCUGGCACAGCUCAGGGAGGCCUUUGGUGAUCUGGCACUUUUCUUCUAUGACCAGCAUGGUGGGGAGGUGAUUGGUGUCCUCUGGAAGCCCACCAGCUUCCAGCCCCAGCCCUUUAAGGCCUCCAACAUAAAGGGACGCAUGGUGGUGUCUCGAGGUGGGGAGCUUGUGAUGGUUCCCAACAUAGAAGCAAUCCUGGAGGACUUUGCUGUGUUGGGUGAAGGCCUGGUACAAUCUGUAGAGGCCCGAAGCGAGAGGUGGACUGUGUGAUUCCAACUUCGUAACAAGCAGUAGGUGGACCAUGGGACUUUGGACUUCCAGGGCAGCAUGUCAGUGGGCAGCCACUGUGGUAUGGACACCCGCUGGCCAGAGCACACUGAUCAUCCCCAAAGGAAGCCCUGGCAGACUCGGGCAGGGGCCUUGGUGUCCUGUGUCCCCUAGACCUGACCAACCAAACUCCCUAGAAGAGGAGGAACCAGCUCAGAUGGAACUGAAUCCACAAGAUCCAUUUGUCUGUCAGUCCUGAGUCAGCCAGAACUGUUUUCUUCAGUUUUGAUUUUCUCUCUAUCUUCGUCUUCCCGAAACAGUUAAAGGACCUGUACCUGCCUGGUGUGGAGGCCAGGUCCUCCUUGCACUGGCAGGACGUACGCGCCUGGGUAAUAGUGUGCUUUCAGGCCUUUAGAUAGGACCCCAAAGGAGUUACGGCCCUUACUGAGGGUCACAGUACCAGCACUAAACAGUGGGAAGGGGACUGUGUGUGUGUAUGAAUAGAGUCCAUUAAACAAGCACAGUGCCUUCUUGUGUAAGUGCUGUUGCCUCCCAGCAUACUGACAGUGGAAAAAGAGAUGUAGACCAGACAGGGCUUGGAUGUGUGGAUUUGAGAGGGAUCCUCCAGCCCAGAGGCUAGGCAACGGUAUCCAUAAAGCACUGGAUUCUGCUGCCUAGCCUCUCAGUGUGAGCCCUACCCAG
Messenger RNA from Phodopus roborovskii (desert hamster), 4176 nucleotides. RefSeq names its product nucleolar protein 6 (gene Nol6). Bases 43 to 3477 code for a protein of 1144 amino acids. The record is from RefSeq and is a predicted model, not a curated record. Gene Ontology annotation, cellular component: CURI complex; UTP-C complex; small-subunit processome. Gene Ontology annotation, biological process: rRNA processing; tRNA export from nucleus. The transcript is spliced from 26 exons. Lineage: Eukaryota; Metazoa; Chordata; Mammalia; Rodentia; Cricetidae.